AUGAACCUGCCAGCAAGUGGAAAGAGGUGCUCGAGGAGAAAGCUGCUGGUGCUGCUCUGUAAAAUCUGGGCUUUGAAGGAAACUGCAGUGUUGGGUGGAAAAUCUGAAGUUGCUAAAAUGGAAAGGAAGAGGAAGCCUCAAAGCUCCACAGCAGGGAAAAAUCUCUGCAGAAACCUGGUCAUUGAUGCUGAGACAGCAGGAGCCCUGCUCAGCUCAAAAAGGAAGCAUGAUGAUGAUGACUCUGCAGACGGAGAUGCUGAGGGGAGCAGACGGCUGAGGAGCAGCUGGAGGCAGCGUGGUGUGAAGGCCCAUGGGGGCUUCAGCCGUGAAGCCGGGGAGAAGCUGCUGCUGGCGGCGGGCAGGGACGGCAGUUACCUCCUGCGGGACAGCCAGAGCAUCCCGGGCGUCUACUGCCUCUGCGUGCUGCACCAGGGUUAUGUCUAUACCUACCGAGUGUCCAAGACAGAAUCUGGGUCCUGGAGUGCUGAGACGGCGCCCGGGGUCCACCAGAGGCUCUUUAGGAAAGUGCACAACCUUAUUUCAGCCUUCCAGAAACCCAACCAAGGCAUCGUCACACCCCUGCAGCACCCAGUUGUCAACCACGCGAAAGCCAAAUACCCACCAGGGAGAGCUGAAGGCCAUGACUUCCACCUGCAGCCAUCAUGA
This is a messenger RNA of Chaetura pelagica (chimney swift), 666 nucleotides long. It is a transcript of the gene SH2D1A, whose product is annotated as SH2 domain containing 1A. The transcript has 6 exons. Lineage: Eukaryota; Metazoa; Chordata; Aves; Apodiformes; Apodidae. The record is from RefSeq and is a predicted model, not a curated record. Bases 1 to 666 code for a protein of 221 amino acids.